This is a messenger RNA of Ectocarpus sp. CCAP 1310/34, 1836 nucleotides long. NCBI's taxonomy places the organism in Eukaryota, Phaeophyceae, Ectocarpales, Ectocarpaceae. The record is from the annotation of a GenBank genome assembly.
AUGGUGGAGGAAGUGAGGAAUGCACCGCUGCCCAUUCUGCACCACAUGAUCGACAUCUGGGCCGACAAACCAUCGGGGCGCAAGUUCCUCGGUGUCCACGUCUUCUACGUGACCGCCAACUUCGAACUGAAGCAAACCCUGCUCUCUAUCAAGCGCUACCGGCCCUCCCAGGACGCUCUCGGAGAGGCGAAGGCAGCGGAGGUGCUUCUCGAGAUCCUCGAGGCUAUCCUGCACGAGUUUGGCCGGCGCCCAUCGGACCUCGCUUCGGGUACUACGGACAGCGGAUCGGACGUCAAGUCUGUGAGCGUCAACGGCCUCCACCCGAAGUAUGGGGUUCUGUGGAACUGGUGUUAUUGCCACCUGAUGAUCAAGGCCGCCGAGGACGCCUUUGGCACCCACCCCGACCCUCAGAAGUCCAAGAACCCGGAAGCGCACAACAUGCUGAAGAACCUCAUCGGCAUAGUCGGGACCCUCCACAAGUCUCUCAACUUGACGGCUAAGUUCGAAGACCUUCAGGUGGACCUGUUGGGCGAGGUAUUAAAGAUCCCCAACCAAGCUCCCCAACGUUGGCUCACCCUGGUUCGCACAAUGGAACGCGUCAUCCGCUUGUGGCACGUCCUGCGGAAGCUCUACAGCGACGCGGGGAAAAACUUUAUACUCGAAGAAGGCGACAACAAGGACUGCAUCCCUCAGCUCUACUCGCUGCUGCAGUCGCUUUCUUCCGUCACGCGUGAUGGCCAGUACGGGGGUUUGCCGAUGCUGGCAGACAUCUACAUAAAGUUUGGCAUGCUAAAGAUGGGCGUGCUGAACUCGUCGGCGGAUCUCAAGGUCUUCGACAUCCCGCCGCUUGGAGAAGACGGCCUUCCGGACCGUAAGGAACAGAAGAAACCUCUGCGGCACAAGAUGGUAGCACACGACGAGUUGCACCCCGUGGCACAGAAGGCGCGCGACAAACUCUGCCGCGCGCUCGUCUCGAGGUUCUACGGUCAUGUGUGGGACGACAGUUGCCUGGAUCCCUCCAUGUUCUGCGAUGCUGCCUGCCUCCUGACGCCGCCGUUCAGUGAGGGGAACUACCUCUCGGCGAUGAAGCUUACAGCAGAGGAGGACGACAACUUGGCUGCUGUGUCGACCGUGGUAGCCCCUACGUCGGACGAAGACGUGCGAGAGAAGCUGGAGGGAAUUUGGGCCGAAAUAAAGAAGCGAGCAGUCACCGCCGUCAAGACAGAGCAAAAUCGGGUCGCGGGUGAGGGUGGGGGCCAGGGGUCAGAUCCUUUCAAGCGCGCCCGCACUAGCGGCGCGGUCCCAUCUCGUCGCAAGAACUACGAGGACGACUUCUCGAUGUUCGGGUGCAACGAAGUCGCCCCCUCCCAAAGCGACGGUGGAGAUGUGGACUUUGUGGAGGAGGAGGUCUCGGGCGAGAUCAUUCGGUACAAGGGAGUCUUCAUGAAGCCAAUCGACUUGCCGCCCAGCGACGUCCUUGCCUACUGGAACAAAGUAGGGAAACAAAUGUUUCCCUCACUCAAGUAUGUUGCGCAGCAAACAUUCGGCAGUCAAGCUUCUGCCGCUCAGAUCGAGCGAGACUUCAGCCACUGCGGUCUUUUCAGUACCGGGAACCGCAGUCGUGCAGAAGAGUAUUGGCUGGAAAUGGUGAUGGUCCUUAAGGGCAAUUACGAGCUCAUUCCCGACUACAAGGACAUCCCCAGCAUUGACUCGAAGGACAUUAGGAAGUGCCUCCCUGCCAAAUACAGCGUUGGCGGUCUACAGUUAGUAGUGAUUGUGAUUGGUAAGGCGGAUAGGGGGGGUGCGAGGGAGCAUCGAGGGGGGGGGGGGUCAUAA